AUCCCCUCCUCCGUUCCACUCCACCCCCAUGGCGUCGCCGGAGCCGCCCUUCCCCGAUGCCCCUCCGCCGCCGCCCUGCCCCGACGCCCCGGCGGCGCUGCCCUGCAUCCCCGGCGCCUUGCCGGCCUUGGAGGCGCAGGCGACCCUCCCGGGCCACGUCACGGAGGAGAUCCUCCUCCGCCUCCCCACGGCCGCCGACCUCGCCCGCGCGUCCAUGGCCGGCCCCGCCCUCCGCCGCAUCAUCGCCAACCACACCUUCCUCCGUCGCUUCCGCACCCUCCACCCGCCGCCUCUGCUGGGUAUACUCUCGGAUCCCUUCUUCCCAGCCCAGCCGCCCCACCCCUCCGCCGCCGCCGCCGGAACACUCGCAGGCACCGACUUCUCCUGCUCCUUCCUCCCCUCCCGCGAGCAGCGGUGGCGUCGCUGCGACUUCCGCGACGGCCGCGCCCUCCUCUGCAUCGACACCGACGGCGGUGCCAUGGUGAGGGACGUCGCCGUCUGCGACCCGCUGCACCGGCGCUACCUGCUGCUACCUCCUGUCCCCCAGGGCCUGCCCGAUCUGGUCCAUCACUUGGAUCCUUUCCUUGCUCCUGCCAGCGCAGACGAGGGCGCUGACACUGCUGCGGGCGCUCCCUUGAGAUUCAAAGUCAUGUGCUUGGCCCAGUACCACACCCGCUUGGUCCUCUACGUCUACUCUUCAUCCGCCCCCCAUGCCGGACAAUGGCGCACCGUCACAUUUGAUGGCUGGGCCGCUCUCCUCGCAGGAGUCAGUAUCCAUGUGCGAUCCUCUGUUGCGUUCGGAAAGCGCUACUACGCGCACGGGUGCUUCUGUUGGCCGAUAUGUGCGAUCAACAAGUUGCUCUUGCUCGACACAGCUACCACCGAGUUCUCCUCCGUCCACCUUCCGCCUGAUCUCAUGAAUCACCAGGUGGCCUUUGUGGAAGCAACCGAAGGGAGGCUUGGGAUGUUCGCUCUCAGCCAAGUUCCCACACACCUCGUGCCUCGCCUCCGGUAUUCCAUUUUGGUUCGCACCGGGGAUGACCCAGGGCGGUGGGAAAAGAAAAAGGUGGUCACAUUGUCCCAUGAUUACUGCUAUCAGAUCAUUGGUGUAGCUGGGGGGUACCUGCUCCUAUAUCUGGUUACAGACAACCCGGAUUCGUUCCCUCCGGGUAAAGUGCCGGACCCGGGCUGCUUUUCACUGAAUCUUCGCACUAUGGAUCUUGAGCGCUUCUCUCGGAAUAGAGAUAUACUGCCAUUGCUGGGCCAACUGUAUUCGGGCUUCCCGCGAUACUUGACUCCACCAACUAUUUGAAACAGGCUUAAUCUGCUGGGUACAGGACCAAUUGACUCCAUUUGGAUUGUUCUUGACUUGAUCCAUCUCAUAUAAGGCAGUGCCAAGCCCGGUAAUUGAUGGAGUGCCUAGCAGCAGCAGCAGUGAUUAAGUUGCUUUGUUCCUCUUAUUUGGUGGACUGGAUGGAACCAUGUAUGUAUGUAUAUAUGUAUGCACAUCGUGUUAAUUCUGGCUAGCACGUGUAAGUGUCCUGUUGUUCCGUUAACUUGUAUGUUUCAUUUCAUCUUGACGCUCAGUAAUGUACUACAUUGUACUCAUGGACCACAUCAGGGAGAAGAAAUCUUCAUUCUUUCUCCUUUUUGCGGGAAAGGAGACCUCUUC
Messenger RNA from Triticum dicoccoides, 1672 nucleotides. RefSeq lists its product as uncharacterized. The record is from RefSeq and is a predicted model, not a curated record. The coding region runs from base 29 to 1312 and encodes 427 amino acids. The transcript is spliced from 2 exons. NCBI's taxonomy places the organism in Eukaryota, Viridiplantae, Streptophyta, Magnoliopsida, Poales, Poaceae. Gene Ontology annotation, molecular function: protein binding.